Messenger RNA from Haemonchus placei, 342 nucleotides. The record is from the annotation of a GenBank genome assembly. Lineage: Eukaryota; Metazoa; Nematoda; Chromadorea; Rhabditida; Trichostrongylidae.
AUGAAAGACGUUGUAGACUAUUGGCCCUCGCCUCCUAUCAGUUUCUAUAAGUCUUUAACAGUUCCUAAAAGUGCCAAAGCUCUGUCGUUCACAGAAAUGCCAUUCUGGUCCUCUCGAGGAGCGCCUGGACCAAGUGUAGCCAACGGAAAUAGGGGACCCAAUGGGAAUGCGGGACGUCCCGGAGAACCAGGUUAUGCUGGUAGAUCGGGCCCUCCUGAUCCUCCUGGAUACGCCGGAGCACCAGGAAGACAAGGAUUAACUGGAUCGCCCGCAUGGCCUGGAAGACCGGCAUUUAUGGGUUAUAUGAGACGAGAAAAAAUAGAUCCACAUCAUUUCCCUUAA